Theileria parva strain Muguga is the source of this 2399-nucleotide messenger RNA. Its product is annotated as RING finger protein 5. The transcript has 2 exons. Gene Ontology annotation, biological process: regulation of transcription by RNA polymerase II. Gene Ontology annotation, cellular component: PRC1 complex. Bases 192 to 2399 code for a protein of 735 amino acids. Lineage: Eukaryota; Apicomplexa; Aconoidasida; Piroplasmida; Theileriidae. The record is from RefSeq and is a predicted model, not a curated record.
UUUAAAAUGAUACUAAUGUGUUAAUUUAUCAUUAAAUAUGUUAGUAGAAUUUGUGGUUGAAUUUUGUACCCUAAAAUAUUUUACCCACUACACCUUACCAUAAUUAAUACACUUGUAUUACACUGUGUUUUACACCCUAAUAUUAUUCUAUUCUGAACUAUUACUAUAAGCUCUUGUCUGUUCUCUAUAAUAUGGAUAAAGUAUCUGUAUGGAAACCCUCAGAACAUGAUCUGCCACAUUCUGAGCUUGAUGAAAUUGGUAAAAAUAUCUCAAAUUUUAAUGGAAACUAUGCUAAACGGAAUUUUUCAAAUAAAUUUAAUAUGGAACCCAGAACUAGUUCUUUAAAAAAACUUAACAAUUUGGAGAACACUCUAAUUGAACAUAUGGGAAAGAGACGAUCUCAUAAUAUUAAUAAUCUUAAUCAAUUUAUUUAUAAUACUAGAAAACGAACGUCUACUUACAAAAUCGUUAAUGAUAACAACAUUCUUUAUGAUAAUAAUAAAUUACACAAUACUGAUCUAAAUAAACAUAAUAUCUUUAACCAAAAUAAUGGAGGAAUCAAUGAUAUAUCCGAUAUGGAUACCACUACUAGUAGUACUAGUUAUACUGAUAGCACUCCCAUUAGUGCUGGCAAUACUGUGGAUAAUUUCAAUAAUACGAAGGUUGUGAGUACUAAUAUUGUGGGUACUGGUAAUACAACAGGAAAAUCUAGUAAUAAGACCAGUAAUGUGAGUACUUCCAAUGUGGGAAAUGUGGGAGCUGAGAAUAAAAAUAAGAGUGAAAGUGACUCAAAAUCAAUGACUAAAGCUGAGUUUCAAAGAAGGAUGGCAGUACUUACAUCGUGGUACAAUAAAUUGCCAAUAAUAAUCAGUAGAAAGGAUAACUCAAUUCAAAUUCCUAAAAGGGUUACUGUGCUACCGAAAGAAAAGAACCCAAUUCUUAUUGAAAGUGAAUAUGGUCUCGAUGUCAGAUUCAAUUUAACAAUUCUAAUUGAUAUCUUAACUUGCCCGUUAUGUAAAGGUUUAUUCCACAAUGCACAAACUAUUAGGGAUUGUAUGCACACUUUCUGCAAAAGCUGUCUCAUAUUAUCCACUUUUGAAAAUGGAUUGGUGUGCCCGACGUGUUUUUCGCCGAUACUUUCAAGUAUAACCGAGGGAGUGGAACCGGAUACAAAUAUACAAACAAUAGUGGAUAAAUUGUUCCCGCACUUUGCUCAAAAUGAACAGAAACUAAUAGAUGAAAUGAAAGAAAGAAAAAAGAACUAUAAAAUUAGCCUACAAGAUAACAAGAUUAGUGAUACUGUAGAUACUAAGAUUCCGGAUCUUAUAGAUAAUAAGAUUAGUGAAGAUAAUAAAAUUACUCAACAAGAUAACAAGAUUAUCGUACAAGAUAAUAAGAUUCCGGAUGUUUUAGAUACUAAGAUUGUUGAUACUGUAGAUGAUAAAAAACUAUGUGAAGUUACUGAGACUACUAUUGGACAACAUAAGGAGAUUGUUGUACAAGGGAGUAAGACUACUAAUGAAAAGGAUAAGGAAAUUGCUGUACAAGUUAAUAAACCUACUGUUGAACUGGAUAGUAAAAGUAUUGAUCAAGAUAAUAAGGAUGUGCAUCAACAAGAUAGUAAGGAUGUGUUCGUACAACACAGUAAAACUACUAUUGAACAGGAUAAGGAAAUUGUUGUACAAGAUAGUAAAACUACUAUUGGACAACAUAAGGAGAUUAUUGAACAACACAGUAAAACUACUAUUGAACAGGAAAAGAAUUUUAGUAAUAUAGAUAAUAAGAUUAGUGAAGAUAAUAAAGGUGUUGAACAAGAUAUUAAAAUUGAUAAUAAUAAUGCACGUUUGAUAAGCAGUGACCAAAAUAAGAAAAGGAGUAAUAAAACGCCUUUAAUAAGAAUUGAAGAAGAAAAGAAAACUGAGGCUAGAGAGGUGAUUACUGAAGAACCGAAGGAGGAAAUAAUGUAUCGCAAAACUAAAAUUUCAGACCCAACAGAAACUUUCUUAAGGGAGUUAAACAAGUGUAAAGACUUGACUAGGUUUUUUGAAAGUGUGUCAUGUCUGGCAUUGGUCCAUGUUUCUGAUAACCAGAUGAAUGGACCUUUCAAUGAUAUAACACAGCAAAUGGGAUAUUUGGGGGAUAGAUUACGCUUAAAUAUGUCAGGAAGAUAUCCAAGAAAGUAUAUCUGUGUGCCUAAAAGGAUACGGGUUAUAGAUAUUGUGCGUUAUCUGGCCAACGAACUCUUGCUUGGACCGAAAUAUAAUGUAGUCUUCAUGCUGAAGAAUCUCGUCCUCCAAAAAACAUAUACUAUCGAGUUUAUUUUUCAAACCUUUAAAAUCGAUGCCUCAAAAUGCGUUGUUUUCAGAUACGAAAUUGUACAACACGAAAAUAGUUCAUAA